Messenger RNA from Marmota monax (woodchuck), 7664 nucleotides. RefSeq names its product ATPase phospholipid transporting 9A (putative) (gene Atp9a). Gene Ontology annotation, cellular component: plasma membrane; endosome; trans-Golgi network. Gene Ontology annotation, biological process: phospholipid translocation; endocytosis; retrograde vesicle-mediated transport, Golgi to endoplasmic reticulum. The record is from RefSeq and is a predicted model, not a curated record. The transcript is spliced from 28 exons. The coding region runs from base 294 to 3371 and encodes 1025 amino acids. Gene Ontology annotation, molecular function: ATP hydrolysis activity; ATPase-coupled intramembrane lipid carrier activity; magnesium ion binding. NCBI's taxonomy places the organism in Eukaryota, Metazoa, Chordata, Mammalia, Rodentia, Sciuridae.
CGACUUAGAAAGUGGCCAGCAGGACUGAGUUACUAGAAGUGAUACCUGUCCCUUUCUGAGCACACUCCACUCCCAGCCCUGGCUUACUGGAAUGAGGAUGCUAUUUUUAAGAAAGAGCAUUGUGUUUCAUCGUGGAAAUUUUGAGCAUCUGAGCAGGCAGCUUGCUGGCUGGCUCAGCUUUAGGGUCCUGAAGCACAAGGACUGUAUGGGUUCAGCUCUGGACUCCAGCAUCCCACCAGGACGUGGCCUGCAGGAGGAAGGGCAGAAGGAGGGUCUGCCGAGGACAAGUGAUCAUGUGCUGCGAGUGGCUGAGAUGCUGUGGUGGAGGCGAGCCCAGGCCGCGCACUGUCUGGCUGGGACACCCCGAGAAGAGGGACCAAAGAUAUCCUCGGAAUGUUAUCAACAAUCAGAAGUACAAUUUCUUCACCUUUCUUCCUGGGGUGCUGUUCAACCAGUUCAAGUACUUCUUCAACCUCUACUUCUUACUUCUCGCCUGCUCCCAGUUUGUUCCUGAAAUGAGGCUUGGCGCUCUGUAUACCUACUGGGUCCCCCUGGGCUUCGUGCUGGCUGUCACUGUCAUCCGAGAGGCGGUGGAGGAGAUCCGAUGCUAUGUGCGCGACAAGGAGGUCAACUCCCAGGUCUACAGCCGGCUCACGGCAAGAGGGACAAUGAAGGUGAAGAGUUCCAGCAUCCAAGUGGGAGAUCUCAUCAUCGUUGAAAAGAACCAGCGGGUCCCUGCUGACAUGAUCUUCCUGAGGACAUCAGAAAAAAAUGGGUCUUGCUUCUUGCGGACGGAUCAGCUGGAUGGGGAGACGGACUGGAAGCUGCGACUGCCUGUGGCCUGCACACAGAGGCUCCCCACGGCCGCCGACCUUCUCCAGAUUCGAUCCUACGUGUAUGCAGAAGAGCCAAGCAUCGAUAUUCACAACUUCGCGGGGACUUUUACCAGAGAAGACAGUGACCCGUCCAUCAGCGAGAGCUUGAGCAUCGAGAACACGCUGUGGGCUGGCACGGUCGUGGCCUCAGGUACGGUUGUGGGAGUCGUCCUCUACACCGGCAGAGAGCUCCGCAGCGUCAUGAACACCUCGAACCCGCGCAGUAAGAUCGGCCUGUUUGACCUGGAGGUGAACUGCCUCACCAAGAUCCUCUUUGGCGCCUUGGUGGUGGUCUCAAUGGUCAUGGUGGCCCUGCAGCACUUUGCUGGCCGCUGGUACCUGCAGAUCAUCCGCUUCCUCCUCCUGUUUUCCAACAUCAUUCCCAUCAGUUUGCGUGUGAACCUGGACAUGGGCAAGAUCGUGUACAGCUGGGUGAUUCGCCGGGAUUCCAAAAUCCCUGGGACGGUGGUGCGCUCCAGCACGAUCCCCGAGCAGCUGGGCAGGAUCUCCUACCUGCUCACAGACAAGACAGGAACUCUUACCCAGAAUGAGAUGGUUUUCAAGCGCCUUCACCUGGGAACGGUGGCCUAUGGCCUGGACUCCAUGGAUGAAGUGCAAAGCCACAUAUUUAGUAUUUACACCCAGCAGUCUCAGGAGCCGCCAGCUCAGAAGGGUCCCACUGUCACCACCAAGGUCCGGCGGACCAUGAGCAGCCGCGUGCACGAGGCCGUGAAGGCCAUCGCCCUCUGCCACAACGUGACGCCCGUGUACGAGUCCAACGGUGUGACCGACCAGGCGGAGGCCGAGAAGCAGUAUGAGGACUCCUGCCGCGUGUACCAGGCGUCCAGCCCCGACGAGGUGGCCCUGGUCCAGUGGACGGAGAGCGUGGGCUUGACCCUGGUGGGCCGAGACCAGUCUUCCAUGCAGCUGAGGACCCCUGGCGACCAGAUCCUGAACUUCACCAUCCUGCAGAUCUUCCCCUUCACCUACGAGAGCAAGCGCAUGGGCAUCAUCGUCAGGGAUGAAUCGACGGGAGAAAUCACCUUCUACAUGAAGGGGGCGGACGUCGUCAUGGCUGGCAUCGUCCAGUACAAUGACUGGCUGGAGGAAGAGUGCGGCAACAUGGCCCGGGAGGGGCUGCGGGUGCUGGUGGUGGCCAAGAAGUCGCUAGCAGAGGAGCAGUAUCAGGACUUUGAGGCCCGCUACGUCCAGGCCAAGCUGAGCGUGCAUGACCGCUCCCUCAAAGUGGCCACCGUGAUCGAGAGCCUGGAGAUGGAGAUGGAGCUGCUGUGCCUGACCGGCGUGGAGGACCAGCUGCAGGCCGAUGUGCGGCCCACCCUGGAGACGCUGAGGAACGCGGGCAUCAAGGUGUGGAUGCUGACGGGGGACAAGCUGGAGACCGCCACCUGCACAGCCAAGAACGCACAUCUGGUGACCAGGAACCAGGACAUCCACGUCUUCCGGCUGGUGACUAACCGCGGAGAGGCCCAUCUUGAGCUGAACGCUUUCCGCAGGAAGCACGACUGUGCCCUGGUCAUCUCUGGAGACUCCCUAGAGGUUUGUCUCAAGUAUUAUGAGUACGAGUUCAUGGAGCUGGCCUGCCAGUGCCCAGCGGUCGUCUGCUGCCGCUGCGCCCCCACCCAGAAGGCCCAGAUCGUGCGCCUGCUGCAGGAACGCACUGGGAAGCUCACCUGUGCAGUAGGGGACGGUGGCAAUGACGUCAGCAUGAUUCAGGAGUCCGACUGCGGCGUGGGGGUGGAGGGGAAGGAAGGAAAACAGGCUUCGCUGGCGGCCGACUUCUCCAUCACGCAGUUCAAGCACCUGGGCCGACUGCUCAUGGUGCACGGCCGCAACAGCUACAAACGGUCGGCCGCCCUCAGCCAGUUCGUCAUCCACAGGAGCCUCUGCAUCAGUACCAUGCAGGCGGUCUUCUCCUCUGUGUUCUACUUUGCCUCCGUCCCCCUCUAUCAAGGAUUCCUCAUCAUCGGGUACUCCACGAUUUACACCAUGUUCCCCGUCUUUUCUCUGGUCCUGGACAAGGACGUCAAGUCAGAGGUGGCCAUGCUCUACCCCGAGCUCUACAAGGACCUCCUCAAGGGGCGACCGCUGUCCUACAAGACCUUCUUAAUAUGGGUCCUGAUUAGCAUCUAUCAAGGGAGCACCAUCAUGUACGGGGCGCUGCUGCUGUUCGAGUCGGAGUUCGUGCACAUCGUGGCCAUUUCCUUCACGUCGCUGAUCCUCACCGAGCUUCUCAUGGUGGCGCUCACCAUCCAGACCUGGCACUGGCUCAUGACCGUGGCGGAGUUGCUCAGCCUGGCCUGCUACAUCGCCUCCCUGGUGUUCUUACACGAAUUCAUCGAUGUGUACUUCAUCGCCACCUUGUCCUUCCUCUGGAAGGUGUCUGUCAUCACCCUGGUCAGCUGUCUCCCCCUCUAUGUCCUCAAGUACCUGCGAAGACGGUUCUCUCCUCCCAGCUACUCGAAGCUCACGUCGUAGGCUCGGCACUCGGUGGAGGGGACCUGGCCUCUGGGCUUUCCUGGUGGACAGAGUUCAAGUUCCAUUUGUGUCACCGCCACCUGUGGAUUUUGCAGUCAUCGCUAACAUGUGCAGUUUCAGUGUGGCCAGGCUCUGUGCUGUGUGUCGGGACCCAGUCCCAACGCUGAAGAAUCAGGAGGGAGGGUCCUGAGGUCCCCAGUGUGCCUGUGGGAGCCCUGUGGCCCUGUAGCCCUGUGGGAGUGAGCGUGAACACAUAGCAGCCGGGUGGCUCCGCAGAGAGGCUUCUGCAGGCCCCGGGCAAGCUCCUUAUGACUUGAAUUUUGUUGUCAUGUGAUAAAGCUUCUGUCUAGUUGAAGGUGGUAGAAGGCUUUUUUUUUUUUUUUUUUUAAAACAGUCCUAUCAUGUGCACUCUUAAGUCUUUCUCAUCUUACAAAGCAGUUUCAGGAAAACAUGAAGCUCUUAGUGAGAGUCUGGAAGAAAAAGACAGUGAUGUUUGGUGAAAGUUAUCCGAACCCGGAUUGCAUUUGGAAAUCCUCCCCAUCCUAAGGCGGCCCCGCCUCAGAGCAUCAGGAAAGGUACCCGAGAGGAGGGGAGGGGGCCCUAAAUCCAGCCAUCACCCUGGAUCCAACUCAGCGGUCCCGGCCUCCAGUUAACUUCACCUGCCACCUCGUAAAAGAAUCCCAGAGGUGUGAUCCUGCUUUGUUAGGAGCUGGUGACAGUUACCAAGCCAGUGGCCAUCUGAGGACACCCCCUGACGUUUUCAGCAGAGUUGUUUUAGCAGGAAACGUGCCACUGAACAGCCCCUAAAUGUGUCGACAGUGUGAUAAGACUCGGCUAAUUCUUCAGACAGCGUGGCAGAUGUGACUCAGACCCUCUGGGCCCUGAGCGGAAAGGUCAGGGCCCGGGGCUCUUUGCAGCAACCUGUUUCCUGUUAGGAGGAAUUAUUGUGGGCGGACUGAGCAAGCGAGGCAUCUUGCCGUGUCGCCAUUCCCGGUGGCAGCCUUCAAAGCCAGGAGCCCCGUGGGAGGAGGCCGGGGCUUGGGAUCUGGAAUCAGUUCCCCUGCCUGCAGAUUUCCAAGGGAACUCGCUGAAAGGCCACCGGUAGGCAAGACUUCCCCCACCUGGCUGGCCGCAUGCCGUGUGUUUCUUAUAAAGCAGCGGCUGCUGCCUGUGAGGAGCUGUAGUUGGCAAGUGUCCCACGUGGCGGGGAGAGCAAGGCCUUGGGCUCUCGAGUCUCUGACUACAGGACGGUUAAGUCAGUGGGUCAGCAAGAGCUGAGUGUGGUUGUCGUCUCGGAUUUGUGACAAAUUCUCUAUGUGUACAAACCCUGCAGAGCUUCAGUGCGACACUAAACUGUGUGUGCUUCGGGGAUGGAAGUCACAGCCUGCUUGCUGACGCCUGCCACCUACCUGAGGGAACCUGCCUCCGAGAGUUGGGGACACGAGGAUCUGAGCUUUGGAGUGCUCUUGACAAGCCCUUGUAUUUUGUGAUGCCCCUUUAAAACUUCCUAGGGUGGCAGUGAGUUGCAGAUUAUUGAUGUCAUUUCUGUUUGUUUUUGAGAUUCUGUAAUUUUGCAAUAUUUCCCCUCUUCGCCGGCCAUUUCUGCCAGGGAAAGUCCUUCAGAAAAGAUGUCUCGCCUUGCACGAGUGGUUGCUUAGGGAAGGGGUCUUUGUCCAGAAGCCCCAGCAAGCUUGAGCAGGUCCAGCGUGUUCACUGAGUGAUUUUGUGUGGUGUCAAAGGUGGAGGAGGAGCGGGGCCCACGUGGGGUCAUGCACCUGUAAUCCCAGUGACUCUGGAGGCUGAGGCAGAAAGAUCGAAAGUUUGAGGUCAGCCUUAGACCCUGUCUCAAAAAAGUAAAUAGGGCUGGGGGUGUCGCUCCCUGGUGGAGUGCUUGCCUAGCGGGUGCAAGGCCCUGGUUCCAUCUGUGGAGGAGGAGGAAGUGUCGUUCAGUGUUUUUGAUCCUAUGAACCCGGAAUCUUAACUCCAUGGCAGGUUUGAGGCCUGAACCAGCGUAACUCCCAGAGGCAGGCGACGGCUCCUGCAGGUAGCUCAUCGGCACCCCGCUGGAGAACUAGGUGUUUCCAGCACACAGGGAAUAAAGCUGGUCCCUCUGAUUUUUUUUUUUCUUAAUUCCCAAUUUCUAAUGAGCGAACAUCUGACCCCCGGGAGGAAGGGGGCUCCCGGGAGGCCAGAGGCCACGCCUGGAAGCUGAAGAUGCUGGGCGGCUCCUCCGCGAGCCCCUUGUUCUGCUGUCUCUCCGUGCACUUGGAUGUGGGCAGCUGUGGGCAAGAAGGACUCAACCCCCCAGGGAAGCUGCCAUGCUAUGGGACCAUCCCUCAAGAAGGCAGCCUGCUGGUGUCACCCACCAGGGGUCCCUGAGCACCUAAGGAUGUGCACCGCUGGCAGCCCAGGAGACCCAAGGGCAGGCAUGGCACAGCCGUGACCCCAGGAAUCACACAGAACCCCAGCAGAGCCCGGGUUCUCAGCGGUGGAGGAAGCGAAGGAAACCAGAAGCCAGGAACUUAACUGUUUUGUUAGUGUCUCCCAAGUUUGUCAGCCUUGAACACAGGAUGCCGUUGGCCUUUCUCUUGGUUCAUUGGCCUGGAAGGAAUUUCUGUAGAGCACCAUUGAACCUUUAUCGGACACUUGAGGUCUGAAGGCCUUAGGGCACAGUCUCCACCCCUUGAACACCUCCUUAAAGUAGAAGUCACAGCUCCCUGUGCCCACGGACAGCACUAGCAGGUUCUGCCCCUGUGAGAGCUUCUACUGUGAUUUUGUUAUGAGCGUAUCUCCUGAUGAGGGUGGAGGGUAGAGUGAGCAGGAUGGUUUGGUUCCUCUGCAUCUGACAGUUUUUUUUUUUUUGGGGGGGGGGCAGUACUAGAGAUUGAACUCAGGGGCACUCGGCUGCUGAGCCACCUCCCCAGCCCUAUUUUAUAUUUUAUUUAGAGACAGGGUCUCACUGAGUUGCUUAGCGCCUCCCUUUGCUGAGGCUGGCUUUGAACUCAUGAUCCUCCUGUCUCGGCCUCCCCAGCUGCUGGGAUUACAGGCAGGCGCCACCACACCCAGUCUGACAGUUUUGAUCCUGAUUUGGUCAUUAAUUCUGCACGUGUGUGGCUAAGGUGCUAGGAGAGUCGGGGAUGCUAACUUGAGCUGCUUGGAGAAAGUCCCAGGGAGCAUCUUGAAAUUGAGACCAAUGCCUGCCUCCAGCCUCCCGAGCUGGUUGCUCCCACCCCUGGCAGGAUGCUACCCAGCCCCAGGCGAGCUCCCCAUUGAGUGAAAUCUGUGUGGCACGCAUCUUAAAUACCAUCGUAUUUAAUCUACCAAAUCUACCAAGAUUUCCUCAGUUUAUUCUCUGAUGAAAUUAUAGGUCGUACUGACAGUACUUUCUGAUGUAAUUUGAAUUUUGUGCUCACUGGAAAUUGACGUGUUAAUGCCUUUUCCCCUCCAGACUUUUGUUUUUCUACUUGGUCUUAUUUUUGCCUGGGGGAGGGGCAUGCCCACAUGCCUUCAGGGCAGCAUUUUAAACUUUUGCACAUUCUCCUGCUCCCUUCUGUUGAAAGCAAACACCCGUCGGCCGUUAUUAUCUUUAAUCUUGUGUGUGUUUGCGAUUGUGUGUGUGUCUGUGGUGUCAUCUCAAGCUUUUUGAAGACUGUAUGGUUUUUAUGGCGUUAAAACUCCAUCGCUCCCAGCUCUGUUCCUGUUUUUAAAAUAGACCGGGAGCUUUGUAAAUACAACUCGUUUUAUUUCUCCUUCCUUUUAAUGUAAAGCUUUUUGUUGUUUAUGUGUACCUGAAAAUAUCUUCAUUAAUUCUGUUCAUUUCCCCUGGGGAAACAAUGGACUGUGUAUUGGAAUGGACCCGAGGUCGCUCCUCAACAUGGAGCCCAGAGCCUCUCGACUACAGCAGCUCCUCCCGCGGGGUCGGAGCGCCGCGGUAGACAGAGCUGGCCUGGGUGGGGAAGGUGGUGUUUGUGGUUAAGGUGGGGUGGGGGGUGUUCGCAAAUGAAAUCAUGGCCAAUGGAUCCCUUUGUUAUCCCGGGUGAACACAGCCGUGUCCGGGUCACGGGUCCCUCCCUAGAUCUCUCUGUGUCACCCUCGUUGCCGUGCUCACCAGGACAGGACAGCGUCAUGAUGGAGGACCAGCCCUGCGCAGAUGCUUUAAUUGAGCCGGAGGGUCCAUCCAGUUGAUUCGGAUUCUCGGCUCGGUGAGGACACAUGUGUUUCCAAGCGGAUCCACUCAUUGAGUGCCAGCGUGGCCUGUUGCUGUUGCCCAAUAAAGCUUGUGUACUUCCUGCC